AUGGGGGUGCCAGGUCUCUGGGAUAUCAUUCACGUUGUGGGAACAUCUACCGCCAUUGGGAAGCUCGCUGUGUUAGACGGCUUUCAGCACAACGUGUCGAAUAGGCGUGGCUACAGAAUCGGAAUCGAUGCCAGUAUUUGGCUGCACCACGCGUCAUUCUGCCAGGGCGGAGAGAAUCCGGGCCUUCGCCUGCUGUUUUUCCGGGUGCUGAGUUUGUUACAUUGGCCCAUUCUUCCUCUUUUUAUGUUUGAUGGGCGUGCAAGGCCCAAAACUAAGAGAGGCAGUAAACUGGGCAAGUCAGGAUCACACGCGCUCGCUAAAGAUUUCAAGACGAUGCUGUCUCUGAUGGGUGUAGAAUGGCGAGAAGCUGCGGGUGAAGCAGAGGCAGAGCUAGCGCAACUGAACAGAUACGCUUCCUUAGACGCAGUCAUGACAGAUGACGUAGACGCAUUUCUUUUCGGGGCCCAAACUGUGAUAAAAAACACCGGGAUCAAUCUAUCAGGCAACAAAUCGAAGCCCGCCCUGGACAAGAAUGGGAAACCUAGCAAGCAUCAUGUCUGGGUGUAUACCGCCGAUGCCAUGCAGAGCCACCCUGGCGUCUGCCUGACUCGAGGAGGACUGAUUUUAUUCGCCCUUCUAAAUGGCGGGGACUACCAUACUGGGGUCGACAAGAUCGGGAAAGUGAUAGCACAUGGCCUUGCGCGAUGUGGCUUUGGAGACUCAUUGCUAACCGCAUACCAAAACCGCAAUAACCAAGAUAUUCGCCCAUUCCUCCCCCAGUGGCGAGCUGAGAUGAUGCAGGAGCUGCGCACCAACUCCAAGGGAUUUCUACCACAUAUAUGUGCAUCCACGAGUCUUCCCGACACGUUUCCUGACAUGGAUGCAUUGAAAAACUAUGUGGAGCCGGCAGUGUUCGCGACACAGGCGAGACGUGGAGGGGGGAGCGUGAGGGAUGCGAGGUCUUUCAAUAUUGCCGCCCUAGCUGCGUUUUGUGAAGAGAAAUUCGGGGAGUGGGGAUAUCGAGACGUUAUCAUCAAACGGUUUAGGACACUGGUAUGGCCAUCAGCAGUGAUGCAUCUCCUGCGCCACUCGACUUUGGACAGAGACGAGAAGCCGACUAGAAACGGCGUUCGGCCUCCGCCCGUAGGGACUCCGACGUCUUUGGUGCAGAAAUACCUCGGUGGACCCGUUUCCAUUCAACCGACUAACGCUAUCGCAGAUGCCUUCGUCAACAGAGGAACGGUACGCCCAGCCGUACAACCAGUAGACGACACGUGUCCUUUGGGCUUGAAGAUCGUUCGAACACGACAGCAUGUUUCCACAGACGAGAUGCUGGAAUACUUGGUCGCAUUUUCGCCAACCCAAUUCGUUGAUCUUGCUAAUCUAGGAAUUAAGGGAUUUCGUGGGGCCGCCCCAACAAACGAUAGCGAGGAGUUAGACGAAACCGGGAACGUUAAGGUCGGUGCAAGAUCGACUGGGAAGCUGCCUCCGCCUCCUCGCAGCGCAGUGCAAUUGUGGGUACCAAGCGUCGUCCUUGCUGAAGUAUAUCCUGGACUUGAGGAGGAGUUCAGGAAUCGUCCCACUAGGGCACCUCGACGUGCACCACAAGCUACUCAAGUGAGGGUUGCUUCCGAGGCCCCUGACGAGGAAAUGGAGGAUACACUCAGCAUCAAGAGCUCCCCACCAAGGCGUGCAAUACCUCCACGCCGAUCUCCCGUUGCGUCAACGUCUACUCAGCCUGUGGCUGGACCUUCUGCCUUUGAAUUUGAAGGAAUAACACUGGUAGAUGUGCCCACUCGACCUCAGACGCCCCCGACGGCCCAGCCAAAGGAGUUUCUAUUUGAGGGUAUCACGUUCGUUGACGUGAAUCCUGUCGAAAUCACCACUCGCAAAGACAACCAGCCACCGUCUGCAUCUGCGCCACUACAAAGAGUCCACAGUAUCAUCGAUCUCACGAAUUCCCCCGUCAGACCCUCGAGGCAAUCAGAGCAUGCUUCAUCUUCCAUCCCGGUCUCUGCUCCGGGUCCCAUACGAUACAACAGACGCAAUGACUAUAAUUCAAGUAGUACUCAGCCACCCAAGAUACACUACGGGAGGUUGCAUGAUGCAGAUAUUAUUUCGGAAGGCCUCAGCGAUCAAGAGGAGCUGCCCCGAAGUCGGUUUGAUGAUAUCUUUGAGCAGUUGAUAUCCAAAAAGAAGGCCCCAAUAAAGCGGGCUGGACAAUGUCGGCCACGGAACACCAAGAGGUCGGUAGAACCAUUCGAGGGUCCAAGUGAAACUUCGACGACCCAAUCGAUGUCGUUUCCAUCGAUGUCACAGGAACCUGUGUCGACGAGGCCGACUUCAAACUGGCGUCCAUCAGCCCGAGUUCGCGCACCUGUCAUGCAGGUGAGAGAUCUCACUGGAGGGAGGACGGGUCCAUCUUCUAGUCCUGUUCUUUCGCUCUCACAGCCCCUCCCUGAAGCGGCAGCGAUGAGGGUGCCUAGGUCCCCGGUCCCCUUGAAUAUGUCGCUCUCUCAACCGUCUACUAGUGUGGCCGCCCAAACUCUGGCACAUAGCAACAACGUCGCCCAGUCAUGGCCUCGGGGAAACGGCGCAUCUACACUAGGUCAACCAUCCUACGGAAUCAUUCCGCCCAAUUUACGUGCUGAUCCAUCUCCAUUGCCCCUGCCGCGGGCCGAAUUCAGGCCGGUCGCUAGAUUGCCAGACGCCCUCGACGUAUUUCUUGCGCAGAAUCCUUCGUCACGAGAUCUAGGAGAUGUGAAUGAUGGUGGCAUAAGCGCCCGAAAGCGGCCAAGUCCAUCUAUAAGUCCAUCUGUAAGUCAACCAGGGAGUACAUUGAAGAGAGUGAAGUCGAAUCAAGAGAACCGUCCGCGUCCACGUCCACACCUACGCCCAAUACGUCCGCCCGCGGGUCCAGCCAAUCGUGUCGUUUCAGCACCUGUGCCGUUGCCGAAGUUCAAACCGAGUCCAGGUUUGUUUUUGAGAGGGAUGUGGGACAGCGACGAUGAUGAUAUGCCCUCCCUCCCGUCUGGUCAACCUACGAAACAUUUCCUCCUCCCGCGGCCCUCCAUUGGCGACCAAAUGCCAUCAAGUUCGCAGGACAGUGCCCUGUAUGAUGGCGACAUUAUUGAUUUAACAGAUUAUUGA
Molecule: messenger RNA, 3150 nt
Organism: Pleurotus ostreatus (oyster mushroom)
Lineage: Eukaryota; Fungi; Basidiomycota; Agaricomycetes; Agaricales; Pleurotaceae
Exons: 7
Coding region: 1-3150 (1049 amino acids)
Molecular function (GO): crossover junction DNA endonuclease activity; 5'-flap endonuclease activity
Source: RefSeq, a predicted model, not a curated record